Lingula anatina is the source of this 4297-nucleotide messenger RNA. RefSeq lists its product as uncharacterized. NCBI's taxonomy places the organism in Eukaryota, Metazoa, Brachiopoda, Lingulata, Lingulida, Lingulidae. The record is from RefSeq and is a predicted model, not a curated record.
UAAUAAACAUGGCGGCGCCCUGACAGGACAUUCAGAACUCCUCGACAAUUUCCGUCACGUCAAGAACCAGGAUGGACGGCGCCGCAUCACUAAUGUUUAUUAAGACUCCAGUUAAGGUUACCGUCAAGCCUAGAUCUUGCCUCCUUUGUCUGUCUAAUGUGAAACGGCUACACCGUCUGUCCUAUAAGGCCGCUUACCAAGGGAGAUACGUCUCCAAAAUCGAGGAGCUGACAUCCCUGACACUCGAUGCAUCGCUCGUGUCUCAGACGUAUGUGUGCGAUAAAUGCAUGCACACAAUCGAACUUUAUCUCGAAUUCAAGCGGGUAUCAAUUGCCAAUAUCUUAGAAAGUCAAUCAAGUGAAGAUGACACUGUCGUGCGGAAGAAGAGACUGCGCUCCACUCCUCAACAACAAACAAGGACAAGCCCAAGGUAUAGCAAUAAUAAUAAUGAUAAUGUCAACAACAGCAGUAGGCCUAGUCCAAGCAGAGAGUCAGUUGCUGAACAAGUACAAAAAUCUGUGGAGAAACUGAAGCGACUUAGGUUAUCAGAGGAGAAUGAAUGUCACGCCAGACGAAAGCUAUUGACCGAUCAUACCUACAGUGCAGUACCUACAUUACAACUUGAUGAUGAAGAAAAUGCUGAUGAUACUUUGUUAGCCGAGGAUUUCUUAGAGGAGCUUGACAUAAGGAUUGAACCUGACAUUGAUAUGAAUAUGAAAAGAAUGGCAACACCGGGGCAGAGUGUCUGCUUUGAAAAGCAUCCAAAACUUUUGUCUAAUAAACACUGGUUUAGAGAAAUACUGAAAGAGAUGAAGUCCAAAUGCCCAGGUUUACUCACAGUUUUAUAUUCUGCUAUUGGUGAUAGAACUUCUCAUGAGUCAAAAGUGGCAACAAUAGGAACAAUAUAUGGUAUGCUUCUUCAUAGUCGUAAUUCAAAGGCCUGUUUAGUUCAGCGAAUCCUGACAACUGCAUGUAUAAGAUACCACGCAGACAAUAAGGUGAAGUUAUGCAUGUAUUUAUUCUAGCUUUAUCAUUUGUUUUGAUCUACAUGUAUGUACUUUGUUUACUUCAGUCAAGAUAGAAAAUGAGACAAUGUAUCACAUUAUCUAUUUUGAAUCUCAUAUUUUGCAUGAUUCUUUGUUAUAGUUUUAUUUAUAUGUAUGAUUAAACGAAUCAAAAGUUAAGGCCAAACAACAACAACCAAACAACAACAUUUUGUUGUUGUUGUUGGCCAUUUUGCAUGACAUGAUUUUAUACUAACCUGAAUUCAAAUGUUUGUUCUUGUUAACACAUGCAUUUCUUUCUUUAUUACAUUCAACCAUGAUGAUACUGAGGUCACAAGGAUUAUUUAAAGGCUUCUAGAACGCUUCAACAAGAUCCAUGUGACAAUGUCACACGAAUCCAAGAGGAAUAUUGUUGACGAAUAUGCUAGCUAUUCAGAGGAAAGGAUAAUUCAAUCUGUAGCAAAAGGAAAAGAUUUCAAGUUGAAUGGCGAUAAUUUGGACAUUUAUGUUUCAACGAACGACAUCAGGAUUGACAACAAGAACAGGGAUUACCAUUAUUUCGCCUCAGAUGUUACAUUCGACAGAGUAGACACCAGCUGUCUGGAUGACAGUAAACCUUUAGGUGACAUUGAUAGUGUCACAUAUAAGAACUUUGUUUCAAGUGUAGAUGAAGAUACAGUUUACAAAGAUUCACUCAAAGUAAUUCUUGCUAGGGUUCUCUGUGACAAUGUCCCUGGAUUUGGUUGGAUGAAGGCAGUUAUUCCAAAGCACAUAGCCCACAAUUUGGAAGAUGUCAUGUGCCAGAAAUCUGAAAUACACUGGUUGCCAAUCAUGCUAAAGAAUGAAGCUUGUUAUUCUGACUGUAUUCAGAUUAUGGAUGAAUAUGAAAAAAUGAUUACAUCAUGGUUCAACAAAGCACACCGAGGUUCAGAACUAUCUAAAGUUCAAGUUCCAGUUGGCGGCGAUCAACUGACAAGAGUGAGACUAGAGGGGGCGAAGAACCUUAAAGCUGGUGCUCUAACAAAGACAGACCGCUUGGAACAUUUGAACCCCAUCAUCAUUGAGAUGUUUCACACACGACAAGACUUACUUGAGAAACUAUACAAAAACCUGUUCAAGAGUGAAAGUGGGAGAGAUAAAGGCACCCUUUGUCACCUGAAGAUUCUUAUUGAGAGAAACAAUGUGAAUGGCAAAGUGAAGGGCCGUUUUGAGGCUCACGAAGACUUCAUUUUUACAUCUGGCUGUGCAUAUUUCUUAUCAUUCAUCAUGGACCUCUUCCAAAUGGAGACACUAGAAGAUGACCCUAAACACCAACUUCUGAAAUACAACAUCAAGAUGAUGCAUCUUAAAGACAAGGAGAAAAUAUUUAGUGAAAUUAUGACUAUCAUUACUGACAAGUUGGUUGUUUCAUUUCCAAAAGAAGAACAAGACAGCAAAAUAUUGCUACUGUUGACAGUCCUUGGACAUCAACUCAAGGUUUAUGCCAAUAAAGAUGGCAAACUUUUGGUAUUUGAUAUCAUCAUUAACUCUAUCAAGUAUUCAAUCAAGAUUGAUGAACAGAAGGCGAGACUUGGUUGCAGUGUACCACUGCCUAAUGGUGUUUCCAUUUUUGUGGUAACCAGUGAUGAGCAUGAUGAUCUAUACAACUAUGCCAGUCAACUCUUACAGUGGUAUUUCCUGAUACUUAGUAUGAAAGAUGCUAUCAAAGAAGGAGACACGAUAAGGAAUAAUAUCCAUCUGAAGUUCUCUAUUCCAAUAUUCUUCAAGCACUCGCCACUCUCCAAGUAUAUGGAAGAGUGUAUAGAUUACAUUUUCAAGACAGAGGUGAUACUUUCCGAGAAGAUGGCUCUCAGAGUUAAGGCCGGCUCCUUUGUGAACUUGUCAGGGAGGAAGGGUGAAAACAAGGCUGCAGACCUCCAUAAAGAAAAUGAAGUUCUUGUCCUAAAAGAACUCAUCCGGGGACUAGGAGCGAAUAAAACCGAGAAGUCAAUUGUGAGAGUGUCAAAAUCAGCCCUUGUCAUUAGAGAUGUUACAGCCAAUUUUGACAAGAUGCUUUGCAUCCCAGAGAAAAAGACACGCCACAAAAAACGGUCUUUCGAAAAUGAUGUCAAGGCAAUAUUAAAAGUCAUUGUUCCUCUUAAAAUAUGGAAGAAAGAAAGGGGUAGAGCACUGGCACAUUACAGAAAUAUUGACUGUUCACCCUUCACCAUAGACAGGACUAAGUUCCAAACAACAGUUAACGGGAUUAUAGGUCGUCUUAAGAGGGGCAUUGUAAUCCCUCAAUGUGAAAGUGAUGAAGAGACUGAUGACAGCAGCUAGCAGUGGUGGCUCCAAGGGGGGCGCCAGGGGGGCCAUGCCCCCCCCCCCAAAGGUUCUCCAAAAAAAAAAAAAAAAAAAAAGAAGAAAAAAAAGAUUUAAAAAACUCAAGUCAUUCAAAUAACAGCACUUUUAGGUAGCUACCCAGCAGACAGGUUGGGUGAUAAACAUUUGAUUUCUGGUGAUGAAGCCGUGACAACUAUGUACUGUAGUUGAAUUUUAUCAUGAAGCAAAAUCACUACAUAAUCACGUGUUAGCCUAAGGCUCGUUUCCAUGUGUGUGCAGGUGCGGGUGCGAGUACGACUACAAUGUAAAAUAUAGAUUAUUAUUAUAUUUAUGUGCGCGUCUUGUUUCUGCCGCAUGGGAAGUUUUGCUUCAAUGUAGAUAUGUAUCAUAGAGGUGAUUUCAUGGCAAAAUUUAAUUUCAGAAAAUCCCUAUUUCAGUUCAAGUUAUAUGUAAUUAAAUUAUAUUUAGAUGUCUUAAAAUUAUAUUAAGUGAAUAUUUAAGUAAAUUACAUUAAACUUCUAUACAAAUCAAGUCAGAUGUCAGUGUAUAGUAAAUGUAUUUAGAUGUCCAAGUUAAAAUUACAUUAAAGUUCUGCAGGAUGUUUUCAGGACUGAAUAACUUCAUUUAUGGCUUCAUCUUCUAGUUUAAGUUUAAAUCAGCCUUGAUCUAAUUGUGUUAAAGGUCUCCUGCAAUAUGUCUUAAUUCUGUUAAUUGGCUUCAAUAUCUCUGACUUGCUUAAGGAAUCACUGCAAUGUAAUGGUCCUUGUGUAUAAGUAUAUAAGGAGAAGAAUUUGCAAUAUACUGUCAUUAGAGUCUUGUGUCUUCACGUGAAGUAGUCAGAAGUAGUAUAGAGUAGAACAUAUAGUCAGCAGAUAGAUGUGGACCAGUGACACCAAUACCUGGAUUAUACAGAAUAAAGGUGGAGAUCACAUAGAUUGUAGUGAGUCUCUAGAAACAUAACUACGGCUUGG